UGCUUGCACAUCGCCUGCCUCAAUCCCUUUGCUGGGACGGCUCUCCCGCUGUGACGUAUCGCUCAACGACGCUCUAUCUCCACUCUAUUCCUUUAUCUUUGCUGGACUAUCAAUUCCUGUCAAAACGCCCUGUUAAAUCCGUUCCGACAUCGCCAAGAUGAGCAUUCGAGAGAAAGUACGGAAGGUGUUUCGAGGACACAAAUCGAAGCAAUCCGCAUCAGGAAUCAAGAUCGAAUACUAUAGGCGUGGCGAGGUUCCGCCAUCGAAGUUCAAGGGCCCUUUCGACAAGGAACACCAAAAGCAACUGGCCGCAUGGUCUUUUGAGGAAGCCCAAAAGGAUCGUCGACGAUCCCUCGAUCUAUCCCUGUCACCUUGUACGACAUUACCGGACUACGUUGAUUCUCGGGGAGUUGCCGAUACGGCUCUAGACCAAACUCGGCCCCGGAUACCGAAGAGGAAUCUAUCUCAUGGAGCGUCUCCAGCAGCCUACCAUGACGAAUUUAUCCAAGAUCGACAGGCAACCGAAGGGUCGCUCUCCUCAACCACCGCGGUUGAUCCAGAGAGUUUUAGCGACUCUACCAUGACCCUUUUCCUUGACCCUCUCGAUGAAGACCCGGGAUUGAAGGGCAAAAACCCAGUCCGCAACACCUCGCCGAUUAUUCGAUCGGUCGCCACACCACCCCUUCCCGCCAAGGGAGCACCCAUACCAUUCGCUGCCGAUGAUCUAACACGAGCGUUGAACGCGGUUCAGAUCUGUUCGUAGAUUUAUUAUACCAUUUCCCUAGACUGCCUUCUGAGAAGACUCGUCUUUUGACAAC
Molecule: messenger RNA, 818 nt
Organism: Aspergillus versicolor CBS 583.65
Lineage: Eukaryota; Fungi; Ascomycota; Eurotiomycetes; Eurotiales; Aspergillaceae
Exons: 2
Coding region: 158-763 (201 amino acids)
Source: RefSeq, a predicted model, not a curated record